GCCGGGCGGGUGAUGUCACCGGGCGCGUCAUGACGCAGGGUCGCCCUGGCCGGGCGCGCGUUGAUGGCGUCACGCGCGGUGCUCCCGGAAGGGCGAAGCGGGACCAGGGUCUGGCGCUGCUGGAGGAGAGAAGUUAAAGAUUGAAGCUGAUGCGCAUGACCAUAAUUGUAUUUAAACAAUGAGUGAGCCAGAGCUGUUGUUGGACUCCAAUAUCCGACUGUGGGUGGUGCUUCCCAUAGUCUUCAUAACAUUUUUUGUGGGGAUGAUUCGCCACUAUGUGUCCAUUUUGCUCCAGAGCGAUAAAAAGCUCACGCAAGAGCAAGUGUCAGAUAGUCAAGUUCUAAUUAGAAGUAGAGUUCUAAGAGAAAAUGGAAAAUACAUUCCAAAACAGUCAUUUCUGAUGCGGAAAUAUUACUUCAAUAAUCCUGAUGAUGGGUUCUUUAAGAAAACCAAAAGGAAGGUGGUGCCACCUUCUCCAAUGACAGAUCCAACCAUGUUGACAGAUAUGAUGAAAGGGAAUGUAACAAAUGUACUACCUAUGAUUCUGAUUGGUGGCUGGAUCAACAUGACUUUCUCAGGUUUUGUCACAACCAAGGUCCCCUUUCCUUUGACGUUGCGUUUUAAACCAAUGCUACAACAGGGUAUUGAGUUGCUUACUUUGGACGCAUCCUGGGUAAGCUCAGCUUCUUGGUAUUUCCUAAAUGUCUUUGGGCUUCGAAGCAUUUAUACUCUCAUUCUUGGCCAAGACAAUGCUGCAGAUCAGUCCAGAGUAAUGCAGGAGCAGAUGACAGGGGCAGCCAUGGCAAUGCCUGCAGACACUAAUAAAGCUUUCAAGACAGAAUGGGAGGCUCUGGAACUGACUGACCAUCAGUGGGCUUUAGAGGAUGUUGAAGAGGAACUCAUGGCUAAGGAUCUCCGCUUCGAAGGCAUGUUUAAGGAAGAGUUGCAGACGUCGAUGUUUUGAGUGUCUCUGCAUGGGUGGCAUUAAAUUGGUUAUGUUUUAAUAUUUACAGUGUAUUCUUACUGAUGACCAGAAUAAACAUGAUCAGAAUGUCUGUGA
Molecule: messenger RNA, 1060 nt
Organism: Sceloporus undulatus (fence lizard)
Lineage: Eukaryota; Metazoa; Chordata; Lepidosauria; Squamata; Phrynosomatidae
Gene: EMC3
Product: ER membrane protein complex subunit 3
Exons: 9
Coding region: 179-964 (261 amino acids)
Biological process (GO): protein folding in endoplasmic reticulum
Cellular component (GO): membrane; EMC complex
Source: RefSeq, a predicted model, not a curated record